Paramecium sonneborni is the source of this 695-nucleotide messenger RNA. The record is from the annotation of a GenBank genome assembly. NCBI's taxonomy places the organism in Eukaryota, Ciliophora, Oligohymenophorea, Peniculida, Parameciidae.
UAAAAUAUGACUGAUCAGCCAUACUUAAGUCUUUCUAAAGUUUAGAGUUCUCAAUCUCAUCAUGGAUACCAUAAAAAGCUGAUAUUGCAGCUAGAUGAAGAUCAAUAACAACAUUUGCCUAUGUUUCGUUAAAAUACUAGCAAGAGUAGGCAUUUAGACAAGGGAACCCUUUCGAGAUCUAAAAUACAGAAUCUAUCUUAAUUAUAAGAGAUGUUCAAGCAAUUUAAAAAUUUUAAAUGUUCCAUCCAAUAAUAGAGCCCUGUGAUUUAAACGAUGAAAUCAAGUUAAAUCACUAAAAAACCUUAAUCUUAAUCGAAAAGCACAAUAGAUGCAAAGGAGGUUUCAUUUGAGGAUAAAUAGAAAGUGAUGAAUUAAGCACGAAAAACAAUGUUUCGGAUAGUGAUGGAUAAUAAGUUGCGAAGUCAAUCAAUAAAGGAUUAUGGAUUUAAUUUAAGGCCGUUGUUCAAUUAAGUAAUAGAGAAAAAUGACAGUGUUUUAGAAUAGAAGAGUAAUAUUUAUAUAGCUAGCUAGUUCAGGAACAUAGAUAAGAGAAGAGGAAAUCUGACUUGUUUUCAAGAAGUCCAUUCUCGAAUGCCUACUAUGCAACUAAGGCUCUUUCUAAGAGAUCUCGUAUGAAUGUAUAUGAACGUUUAGCCCAAAAUCUGCCUGCUGAUUCACGAUUCCACUAUGAAUGA